Messenger RNA from Folsomia candida, 2870 nucleotides. RefSeq lists its product as uncharacterized. The transcript has 4 exons. Lineage: Eukaryota; Metazoa; Arthropoda; Collembola; Entomobryomorpha; Isotomidae. The coding region runs from base 112 to 2382 and encodes 756 amino acids. The record is from RefSeq and is a predicted model, not a curated record.
CCCGGUCACAUCUCGCUGUCUUUUCUUCUCUCAACUUUUUUUCAUUUCUGAUAAGCACCCUACUUAUUGAUAAGUGAACAUUAUCAUAAUCAUCAUACUCAUAUCAACAUCAUGUCGUCCCCCGUGGAAAACAAGGAUCUCAUCGUCCUCCCAAAAGGUGAAGAAAGCGAAAACACCGAAUUUUCCAGCACCGAGAAAACAGCAACAACACCAAUCGGAAUCUUCUCAAAACCGAAUCUUCGCCCGAAACGGAAAACUCGUCAGUCUUUUCGCGACUUGGCGAAUAAUGGAGUCGCCGAAGAGCCAGAAACAACGGAGCAGAGUGGUUCAACCUCAAAUGUAGCGACGUCGCGGCCGAGUCGUAAAGCGCGGAAAAGGCGAGCCCCCGCCGCCAGUAAGAAGAGGGUCUGUCCCGUGAAGAAGGUCAAGCUAAACUUUGGACAGGAAGAGGAAGCGCAGCAGGACGCCGACGAGGUGCCCGCACCCGUUUUGGAGAGAAUUGAGGAGCUUGAGGAAGGUCAAGGAGGAGGAGAAGAAAAUCAAGGUCAAGGUGGUGACGAUGACAACAGUGUCCCACCAAAUUUGGAAAAAAUGACUCAAGAAGUUCCCUGCAAUGAGGGUAGCGAUGUCAUCGAUGCUCUUCAAGUCGCUUCGGACUCGCCAAAGUCGACGGCGGAUCAGCAGCAGGACAUUCCACCACUACCGCGACUCACUCCGUCUCCGGAACUGAGCCUGCCCGACGAAGCACCAAUCGUGCCUCUUCUUCGUGUCCCCACCCCGCCUGCCGCCGCUCCCAAGAAGAAAAAGAAGGCGAAAGGACGCAACGGAAAUAUCUACAUUGGCGUGGCAAAUCGCAUCUGGUGGCUCAAACUGCAGCAACAAUUCGGUUUCGAUAACAUCAAUAGCUUUGGCAACUUUGUUAUGGGAUACAUGAACAAAGUCCACUGCGACUUUGAAAUCCUGCACCAAGUCGCGGUCAACGUGGGACUCUUUGAACCUCAAGGACUCGCCGGAUUUCGCUGGGUGAACGGUCUUCCACACCCGAUCAACGCGGAGGGCGACUUCAUCCAACUCCCGACUGUGCAGAUGAGUCAAGAAUAUUGUGAAAAAGCGUUCAAGGUGGCGUACGAUUUGUGUCUUGAAAGAGGAAAAUUUCUCGUCGAGUUGGCCACAGGAAGCGUCGAGGCGGCUGGAGGACGGGAUGACGUUGGGGAAGACGGGGACGAUGAAAGUGAAGAGUCGACUCCUCCAGUAGAAGAGACCACAGCUACAGAAGAAGCCGCUACAACGCAGGAUGAAGGACAACAAGAGCAAGAAGUGACGUCGCCAGUAUCAAAAUCCGGUGAGGAAGAUGCCACCAGCUCUGUCGACACUCCUAAAACAGACGUCACGCCGCUAGAAGAAUUAGAUGAAGACGUCUUCUCGAAAACAGUUCUGCUUAAGCUUACGCUGGACCUCGAUCCCAUUACGACGACAGAAGACGUCGACAAACUCGGCACCACGCCACAAGAAGAAGCUGACGAUCUUACCACCACGCCACGAACAGAAGCUGACGACUUUACCACCACGCCACAAGAAGAAGCUGACAACUUUACCAACACGCCACGAACAGAAGCUGACGACCUUACCACCACGCCAAAAGAAGAACCCGGGGACCUCACUGUUACGUCACAAGCAAAAGCUGACGACCUUACCACCACGCCACGAACAGAAGCUGACGACCUCACCACCUCGCCGCAAACAGAAACUGACGACUUCAACACCACUCCAAACAUUACCAAGCUAAAAGUAGAACCCGACGACGUCACCACUACGCCAAACGAUGAACCCGACGACCUCACCACUACGCCAAAAGAUGAACCCGACGACCUCAUCAUUAUGCCAAAAGAAGAGCCCGACGAUCCCACUACCACGCCAAAAGCAGAAACUGACAACUUCACCACUAGGCCAAAAGAAGAACCCGACGAUCUCACGACCACGCCACAAGAGGCAACCGACGACCUCACUAUGCCACAAGUAGACGACAACUUCGCCCCCGAAGCAGAAGACCUCUCCAGAAAACCAAUCACCCUCGAGCUGUCCAUUCCUCCAAUUACGCCACAAUCUGAACCCUCCACCUACCACCUCAACCUGGACCUUUCCCUUUUUAAAUUUGAGUCGUCCCCUGGGAAGGAAAACAUCGAUCCAAAUCCAAAUCCAAAUCUUACCCCACCCUCAUCGCCAAUAUCUUCCUUCAUGGCUCGCUCCCUCCCUCUAAACAACUCGCCCUUCUGUGAGAAGACUCGCCUGCGACAAAUCCUCGGCGACAUUACGCUCGACUCGAUCUGUUCUCCGGAAAACUUUACGCCGCUCUCAACCCCAAAAGACGACGCCAAGAAAUAACCUCAGAGUUUUCUUCAUUUCAAUGUGUUCCCUUAUCUCACAUAUUUCUCCAAUUGGUUAUCUCAAAAAAUAUAAUACAAUUUUGUAAAUAAUUAUCGUAAUUUUAACCGUAAUUAAUUAAUACCAUCCCCAAAUUUAUCGUGUUCCUCGUGAAAUAAUGUUCUUACAAUUAAUUAUGUUUUGUCCCCGUUCAGUUUCAGUUAUGAUAAAAACACUUAUCAAACGUUGCUCUCUCUCUCUCUUUCUUUCUUUGCUGCAGAAUUUAUUUAAUUAAAGUUUAUUUAGGUAUUUAUUUAAUUUAAUGUGUGAUAAUGUUUAUCAAUACUACUAAAUUUGUUUACACAAACACAUUGGUUAGCAAUGACAUUAAAAUACAUGGUAGUUUUACUUAGCUUCAAAUAAAUAUAGGUUUAUCUAGUUAAUUGUUCACCCAUUCAAUUAAUUAAGAACAUUAACCUUAAAAUUCUUAUUAUACGUUAACUUUACAC